Molecule: messenger RNA, 1076 nt
Organism: Perca flavescens (yellow perch)
Lineage: Eukaryota; Metazoa; Chordata; Actinopteri; Perciformes; Percidae
Product: syndecan-3
Exons: 5
Coding region: 90-566 (158 amino acids)
Biological process (GO): cell migration
Cellular component (GO): cell surface; membrane
Source: RefSeq, a predicted model, not a curated record
GCCGUCCGGGAGAGGCUCAAGGUUCAAUUAGAACACCUGCGGAGGAGGAAGAAGAGGACAAAAUAAAUUGACACCAACUCAGCUGCAACAUGGGGAUAUCUGUAUCUUUUUUGUUUUUAGCUUUGGGAUUAAUACAUCCUAUCAAUAUGUCGUUUCCUGUCCUUCCUGAAGAUUUGGAGGGAUCAGGAUAUGACCUUGAGAGUUCUGGCUCUGGGGAUUGGUCACAACAAGGUGGAAUGGAAAACAGCAAGUAUCACCCCAACAGCGAAGAUGUCAGAACGUUUACAGCAAACGCAGCUUCUUCAGUCCUGAACUUUGACGGUGCACACAAAGACAACGGAUCAGGAUUUGUUGUUGUGGCAAACAGCAAGAGUUUCUUGGAGAACAAAGAAAUCUUUGCCGCUCUUAUUGCAGGAGGCGUAACAGGAGUGGCACUUGCAGCUGCACUGGCAGCACUAUUAAUCUACAGAUGGCAGAAGAAAGAUAAUGGAGGAUACAUUCUGGGCCAGCAGAGGGCUUCAGACGUAGAUUAUUACAGACCUGACAGGGCACAAGUUGUUGUUUAACUUAAAACUUUCAGAAUAAUGUUUGUGUUCGAAGGCAGUGAUUCUCAAUGUAGGGUCCAGGGACCCCCAGGGGUCUGUGGCACUCUGCCAGGGCGUCUUUGGAAAGUUUUCAAAUUCUUUCUGUUAAAUUAUCAUGAUAUUAGUCUGGAUCGACGACAGUUCAUUUACCGGAUAGUUUGCGGCGCUGCCGGUAGUUCUGCCAGAUGUCCCUCACCUUCUGCUUUCUUUGUGUUUACGUUCUAAACUCUGGUCACUUUGAGAGAAAAUUACGUUAAACCAUGUAGCUAGAUAAUUUAAACCGCUCACGUUACUGUAUUGUGUGAACAGUUAACUCAAUUUAAUAUUGUAUGUGGCGUUUUCUUUAGCGGGGUGCAAAAGUUUCGUCAAAACAAGUUCCUUCCCUAGACUAUUUUGCAGAGCCUCCGUCGCUCCGUGUGGAGCUUAGCGCAGCCCAAGACCAUUGUGAUUGGUUUAAAAACAUGCCAACAACCCCGACCGUUUUUUUUCUCC